AUGGCCCUUGCUCUGCCGGUGCAGUGGCCUCGGCUUGGGCAUGUUCCGGUGCGGAAGCACCGCGUUUCCUGCCGAUGCACAGACCAGAGCUGGAGGGUACAAGCAGCCACUUUGGGUGGAACGCUGGUUUCGCUGCUCAAAGCCUUGCGCCAGGCAGGUGUGGCGGAGCGGAGGAAAAGGCUCAGAGAGGCUACGACGGCCCAGUUGAGAAUCAUCAGUGCAGGGCUUCGGCUGCGGGUGGUGGAAGGCUCACGCACAGCCCUGAUGGGCAGAAUCGAGGAAGCUCUCGUUCAAGAUGCCAGACUUGCUGCUCCAGACCAGCCGAUUGGUCGAAUCCUCCGGAGCUUCCCCACGAACAAGACGGAUCAGUUUGAGCAACUGAUGAUUGAAAGACUUAGCUGUGCCAAGCUGAAAGGUCUGUGUCGACCCUUGCGCCUGAGCACCGCUGGCAAGAAGGCCGAGCUCGCAAACCAGAUCAUCAUGGAGCUCAUGGAACGGCAUCCUCCAGGCUUCCAAGAGCCUGACGUGGUGAACAUACCGGCCAGCACGCCCCGCGCGCUACACGUAGAGGCUCACUUUCCUGCCGAGACAAGUGAUCAAGAGCCAGCACUGGCUUUUGAAGCUGCGGAACCAAAUCCGGAAGGCAUCCAUGCCCCAGAGUGCUCUCAGACCGCGGAAGAGGAUGUGGAGGAUGGGGUGCUCAUACCCACUGUGCUCGUAAGUGAAGAAGAAAGAAGAGAAUGCCAGCAAGUAGAGCGACGACAGCGAAGGAGGAACCGCUUCGCAGAAAUUCUGGCUGAGGAGCUGUCUGGCAUCAUGACGCCUCAGCAAGGUGCGACAUACUGA
Messenger RNA from Symbiodinium pilosum, 846 nucleotides. NCBI's taxonomy places the organism in Eukaryota, Dinophyceae, Suessiales, Symbiodiniaceae. The record is from the annotation of a GenBank genome assembly.